GAACAAUAUCGAGCAUAAUAAUUUCUCUGUUAGUCUGCGUGCUCAUUGAGCUUCAGUUCAUCUCUUUCUUCUCCUUGAAUCCCUGUAAUCUUGCAUACAUACACACACAUAUACAUACAGAAAAAGACCCAUAUUCUUGAAUUGACAUGUUGAAUCACAGCAUAAGCAAAGAGGAUGUGAUUUCUAAAAUCAAAGAUGAUGGUGAUUUCGAUAGGCUCCGCGUCAAGAUUAUUCGUAAGCUCAAAGAAAAUGAAGAAUUGCGGAGUUCGAUUGUGUCUGCGGUGAAACAAUCAGCUGUUCUUAAUACUCCGGGAUUUGAGAAUUUGAAGCCCCGUCAGCUUUCCGAUGCUAUUCAUCAAGAAAUUAGGGAGAAAGUAAUGAGUCAGAUUUCUGAUGGGGUUUGGGAAGUUAUUAGAUCAGGUGGUGGUAUGCAAAGUGAAAUAAAUGAGACAGUACAGUCUGUUUACAGUAGGUUGCUGAAUCCGGAAGGAAGUCAAGGUGGGGGACCAUCCUCUAAUGCCAAUGCAAUGGCAGUUGAAACUAGACCUAAUAAUAAUAAUGGGUCUAUUGUUGCUUUACCGGACGAAAUCAAUGGCACUUUUUCUGAUACUGAACCAAAUGAGCCACCCGGUUUUGCACCCCAUGUUCUUCAUCAUAAUAGCAAUUUGGAGGAACAAAUAAAAGAGGAAGCUCAAGAUAAGCUACCAUCAGAGGAUCUUAAGAGAGAGGCCCAGCGUUCAGAUGAUGUCUUCAACAGAGAUAAUGUGAAUCCUUCUACACGCCCUGCAGUGCCUAUGACUGAAGAGCAAAACCAGCCAGGUGAUGGUAGUGAUGAAGACCCUGAUUUACCACCUGGAUUUGCAUGAUGAGUUACUAUUCUCACACUUAUAAUUAUCUUUUGAAGGGUUUGUCCCAGAGAUCAUUCUCUUUAGAAUUAUAAUCUGCAAAAAUAUUAAACUGUUUUCUGUGGUCUAGCUAUGAACAAUGAUGGUCUGAAGGCAGGAUCCCGUUUAUAACUUCCAUUGUCUUUUGCCUCGGAAGAAUCUAGUAUAAUAGUUCUUUUGAUUGGAAAUCGAAGAUAAUAGAAUGAAUCACGAUGUCGAUAUGUAUACUUUAGUUGCCCUUAUAUGUUCUUGGCUGGAAAGUAUGGAGGUGUAAUAGGAUAGCUUUGUUUCCUUUUGAAUCUUGCUCUGACAUUAGUUUCCCCUGUAGUCUUGCUCUGAGAUUAGUUUUUAUGCACCAUAGUAACAGUAAAUGAUCUUUUAUAGAAUAUUCCGCUGUUA
Daucus carota subsp. sativus is the source of this 1283-nucleotide messenger RNA. RefSeq lists its product as uncharacterized. Bases 147 to 866 code for a protein of 239 amino acids. The record is from RefSeq and is a predicted model, not a curated record. Lineage: Eukaryota; Viridiplantae; Streptophyta; Magnoliopsida; Apiales; Apiaceae. The transcript has 3 exons.